Paramecium octaurelia is the source of this 1105-nucleotide messenger RNA. The record is from the annotation of a GenBank genome assembly. NCBI's taxonomy places the organism in Eukaryota, Ciliophora, Oligohymenophorea, Peniculida, Parameciidae.
UUGCUUAAUUAUGAAAAGGUAUAUUGUGUAUAAGUACCAAUACAAGGUCGGACUCAAGAUCAUCUGAUAGAUCCUCCAAGUAAUAAUUAUUUUAAUUUUUUAAGGUAAAAAGCCAAAAGAGAUCAUAGGAAGAAUUCAAGCUCAUCAAGUAGUUCCAGAAGUAAAUUUCUGGAUUAAUUUGUUAGGAGAUAGGAAAAAGAAGCAGAAAAAAGACAAAAAGGAAAGGAAGGAAAAGAAUUCAUAAAGUAAUUCAAACUUUGUGAAUUUAGAUAUUGUGGCAUCAUAAAAGUUGUAUUUAAUUGUGAUUGUUUAGAACUUAAAGAUCUAGAUCCAGAUCUAAAUAGAAAUCAAAGUCUCAUUCUAAAUCUGAACCAAAGGAUGAUCCAAACAUUAUAAAAAAAGGAAGGGGUCACAUGAAUAGUUGUCUUUUGUAAGUUUAUUUUUGAUUAUAAUUAGUGGUUGGAAGAAUGAAGAUUUUAGUUAAGCCAAUUCUUAUCUAAAAAGGUAUUUGUUCAAACUCUUAUUAAUUUUAGAAUUGAUUAAUCUAUCAUAAAAAAAAAGCAAAAAUCGCAAACAAAUAAGUCUCAAGAGCAAGGAUAAGCAAAUAAUGAUAUGAAUGUCAAUUUAGAAAAAAAAGCAGAAGAUUAAUAAGUAUGAUUAUUAAUUCUUAGAUUUAAUAAGGUUGAAAGAAGAAACUAUAGUCAAGGAAACUAUAGAAGAUUUAACAAUUCUAAUUAAAGAAGAUAUGAUAAAAGAGAUAGACGUGAUUAUGACAGGAAUCAAAGAAAUGAUAGGAAUGAUGCGAAUGAUAGAAAUGAUAGAAGUGAUAGGAAUAAUAGUUUCAAUAGAGACAAAUAUAGAAAUAGAUACAACGAUAGGGAUAGAAACAAUAAAGACAGAGAUCAAAAAGGAGAUGAUAGAAGUAUAUUUAUUUAGAAGACUAUAAGAUUAGAGAAAUUAUCAAAAUCAUUCUAAAUGGGUUCAUGAUGAGUUUGAAAAAGACAAAGAUUAAAAUUCUAAUAACAAUGUAUCAAAUGCAUUUAACUACUUCUAGCAAACUAAACCAAGAGGAUCACCUAUAUACAAAUGAGUAGGAUAAAUAUGC